AAACGACACUAUUUUGUACUAACAUCGAAGACUAGCUUCGUAUUAGUUGUUAAAUACUCAAAUAUAAAAGACAGGACCACAAAAAAUAUUCAAAGGGAUUAUUAAAAUGCCCCCCAAUGUGGAUCCAACGCCCAGUGGCGUUCUUUUUGAAACAGACACUCAGACUGAAGAUUUGGGUCUCGAGAAAGAUGUAUCAGUUUUAAAGAAGGCGAAACCAAGAAAAUACGAAUAUGUUUAUUUCAACAUAUUCUGGUUCAUAUUCUUACACACUGGUUCUCUGUAUGGGAUUUAUUUGGCAUUGACACAAGCGAAAUGGCAGACUCUUGUUUUCGCGUUUGCGGUCCACCUAAUGUGUGCUAUCGGAAUAGGCGCUGGUGCACACAGAUUAUGGACACAUAGAAGUUAUAAAGCUAGAACACCUCUUCGUACAGUUCUUAUGCUAUGGCAAACUAUGGGCUUCCAGGACGACAUCUUCGAAUGGGCUCGGGACCAUCGCACACACCAUAAGUACGCGGACACUGACGCCGAUCCCCAUAAUGCAGAACGUGGACUCUUCUACUCUCAUAUGGGUUGGCUUUGUUGCAAGAAGCUUCCUGAAGUAGUGGAAGGCGGACAUCGCCUUGAACUUACAGAUUUAUAUGCCGAUCCCGUGGUCAUGUUUCAAAGGAAACAUUACCUCAAGCUAAUGCCCCUCUUGUGUUUCGUACUGCCGACGGUCAUUCCCGUCUACUUUUGGAACGAGACUUGGACCAGUGCAUUCUUUAUCCCGACAAUUCUUCGCUACACUUGCGGUCUUAACAUAGUUUGGAGUGUAAACAGUUUCGCACACACGUUUGGAUAUCGGCCCUAUGACAAGUCACUGAAUCCUCGCGAAAAUAUUGGUGUAUGGAUGAUUUGUGUAGAAGGUUUCCAUAACUAUCACCACACAUUCCCUUGGGACUACCGUGCAAGUGAACACCCCUUCUUUAACAUGCUUACACCAACAAUAGUGUUUAUCGAUAUUAUGGCUAAGAUCGGACAAGCUUAUGAUUUGAAGACAGUAUCACCCGAAAUUAUAAAGCAAAGAGCUCAGCGGACCGGCGACGGAACUCAUAAACUUUGGGGUUGGGAUGAUCCCGAGUUUACAGAAAAAUUAAAAUCGCGUUAUAGUGUUAUCCAUAAUGAAGAAAAAAAAACUGCUUAGUUUUAUGAAUCAAAAUUACGACGUAAUAUAUUAAACGUAAGACUCUACUGUUGAUGAAAACUUUGUAUUAAAUUAAAUAUGUAUUAAACGAACAAUAAAAUA
This is a messenger RNA of Melitaea cinxia (Glanville fritillary), 1285 nucleotides long. Its product is annotated as acyl-CoA Delta-9 desaturase-like. Lineage: Eukaryota; Metazoa; Arthropoda; Insecta; Lepidoptera; Nymphalidae. Gene Ontology annotation, biological process: unsaturated fatty acid biosynthetic process. Gene Ontology annotation, cellular component: endoplasmic reticulum membrane. The transcript is spliced from 7 exons. Bases 107 to 1183 code for a protein of 358 amino acids. Gene Ontology annotation, molecular function: iron ion binding; stearoyl-CoA 9-desaturase activity. The record is from RefSeq and is a predicted model, not a curated record.